AUGAAAAAUGGGUGGCAUCCUGAAAAGCCCGGCAGCAGCUUGAAAGGUCAAGUUAAAGGACUCGUUGGGAGAGGAAAGUCUGAGGACGAGGACCGAGGUAGUCACGUUUCUGUUCCGCUGUCUCAACUAAAGGAUCCUUCAAGCUUUGCACCACCUCCCAAACGCACCGGUUCCGGUCUUCUUCCACCACCUCCAAAGGCAGAGUCGGGGCCCAGAAAGGUUAUCACCGCUCCUUCGAAAUACCAGGAUCCGAGAGCACCGGCCCCUCAAGAACCCGUGUAUGCCGAGCCCGAGGAGGAAUAUGAGGAACAAUCCCAACAUCGUGGUCCUUAUCGCACAAAUACUACAGGUCUUUCAACAGAUAACCUACCGAAGCCUCCGGGCCGCAGAGAUGGCGCUGACGGACGUUCGGGGCAACCGCCUUCAUAUCAAUCUGCAAUGGCGGGUGUAGGAGGCGGAGGAAGAGCUGCACCUCCGAGCUUACCACCACGACUACCCCCUAGGACAAAUUCUGGGAGCACCAUUGCAAGCUCUCCCGCUGCUAGUCCUGCGCCCACGGGCAACGGUCUAUUGAACCAAGGAGCAGUCAAUCGCCUAGGUGCAGCGGGGAUAUCAGUUCCUGGCUUUGGUAUUGGCCGUUCCAGUCCGGCAGCCGAAGCAUCGCCUAGCCCACCUCAACCUCCACGACCUGGUGUCGCGUCACCACCUCCAGCACCUGCUGCAUCACACAUGAGUGAACUGCAGAACCGAUUCUCGAAGCUUGGAACAUCAUCUAGCGCUAGUACGGCACCACCUCCACCGCCUAGCGAGGGCACCACGUGGGCUCAAAAGCAAGCGGCUCUCAAGACCGCCUCAUCAUUCCAAAAGGAUCCUUCUUCGGUCUCUCUCUCCGAUGCUCGAGCUGCUGCCAGUACAGCCAACAACUUCCGCCAACGUCAUGGCGAACAAGUUGCUGCUGGAGCCAAAACAGCAAACAACCUGAAUCAAAAGUAUGGACUUCUCAACAAGGCGCAGAAUUCAUAUUCUAGGUUCCAAGGCAACCAAACACAAAGUCAAAAUGAAGAGACUCCCUCUGCACCAGCAUCGCCCGGAUUGGCCAGCGUUAUUGGAAAGAAGAAGCCUCCUCCACCUCCACCAAAGAAGAAGCCGGCUCUUAUGGGUGCUUCGGCUGCUCCCGCCAACGAUGAACCACCUCCCAUUCCUAUGGCAACCAGGCCACAAUUCUAA
Messenger RNA from Fusarium mangiferae, 1227 nucleotides. RefSeq lists its product as uncharacterized. The record is from RefSeq and is a predicted model, not a curated record. NCBI's taxonomy places the organism in Eukaryota, Fungi, Ascomycota, Sordariomycetes, Hypocreales, Nectriaceae. The transcript is spliced from 2 exons. Bases 1 to 1227 code for a protein of 408 amino acids.